This is a messenger RNA of Chelmon rostratus (copperband butterflyfish), 723 nucleotides long. RefSeq names its product dual specificity protein phosphatase 26-like. The coding region runs from base 79 to 723 and encodes 214 amino acids. Gene Ontology annotation, molecular function: protein tyrosine/serine/threonine phosphatase activity; MAP kinase phosphatase activity. Gene Ontology annotation, biological process: protein dephosphorylation; negative regulation of MAPK cascade. NCBI's taxonomy places the organism in Eukaryota, Metazoa, Chordata, Actinopteri, Chaetodontiformes, Chaetodontidae. Gene Ontology annotation, cellular component: cytoplasm. The transcript is spliced from 3 exons. The record is from RefSeq and is a predicted model, not a curated record.
GAUUUUUUUGGUGAACAAAGUGGCUCCAGACCGCAGUUACUUUUGUGCUGUCAGUUUUACUAGACCAGAAGUCGCCUUAUGAGUGAGGAACGCUGCUGUGUCAGCUCCUCUGAGACCUGCCUGAACCUCGCACUGAAAAUGUCCUACACAUCCAAACUUCCUGCGUCCUGGAAUGACGGACCUCCUCCUCGGAAAGUGGAAAUUGACCUGAGCUCACCUGGUUUAGCAGUGUUUGAGUUGGAAAGGCUCCUGUUUACAGGCAAAGCCAUCAUCAGCCAUGCAGAUGAAGUGUGGCCGGGGCUUUACAUUGGUGACCAACGCAGCGCAGAGAACCAGGCUGAUCUAUCCAUGCAUCGAGUCACUCACAUCCUGAACGCGGCUCACAGUAAUCGCAGAGGACAGCCGGGCAUCUAUGAGGGCAUGAGGAUCACCUACAUGGGCAUAGAGGCUCAUGACUCCUGUGGGUUUGACAUGAGCGUGAACUUCCAGGCAGCAGCAGACUUUAUCCACAGGGCUCUCAGCAGAGGAGGCAAGGUGUUGGUGCACUGUCACGUAGGAGUGAGCCGUUCCGCCACGCUGGUCCUGGCUUACUUGAUGCUGAAGCAGAGCCUGACCCUCGUGGAGGCUAUCUGUGCUGUGAAAGAUAACCGAGGUGUCAUCCCCAAUCGAGGUUUCCUCCGACAGCUCAUCAGACUGGACGGCCAGCUCUUUGGCACACACUGA